AUGGGGAACGAGGCGGAUCGAUCUGGACAUACGUCAAAACCUUUUGACAUCGUCUCAACAUACCAUGAGCUUCUAAACUCGGAUCCAGACCUGACAAUGCCCAUUGCCGCAAUAGAAGCUCUAGUUCUACUACUAACGCACUCCCCCUCAUCAACGAUUUCCGAAACCCUUGACCUCUUGAAAACACACACAGAACUCCUAAAACAAGCCAUUCCAAAUCCCAUAGGCCUUUCAGCCGGCACAGAUCUUUUCCAAAGAUAUAUAAUUAGCACCCUCCAAAGACCGGGAAAACUUGGACCUGCAGGCGAUUUUAAUGCUAUAAGAGCCCAUUUGCUGUCGAAUGGCCGACUCUUUAUCAAACGAGCGAAAGAGAGCAGGGAUAAAAUAGCUACGUUUGGAAGCGGCUUUGUGCGGGACGGAACCACCAUACUAACAAAUGGUGGCUCACGAGUAGUUGGUGCCCUUCUGAAAAAAGUUGCCUCGGAGGGACACGAGUUCAGCUCCUCUCCCGUGCGGUUUCGUGUCAUAUAUGUGGUUCAUAAUAAUGGAGAUGACAGCGAUAAUUCCCAAUCCGACCGUGCCACGGAAGGCAUGGACACUGUUUUGGCACUUAGGUCAAAAGGUGUACCUGUAGCAACAAUUCCAGAGUCUGCCGUGGCUUACUCGAUGGGAAUGGUUGAUAUGGUUAUCGUUGGCGCUGAAGGCGUGGUUGAGAAUGGAGGUAUAAUAUCUCGAAUAGGAACAUAUCAGAUGGGCCUCCUUGCAAAAUCGGUGGGGAAACCGUUUUACGUUGUGGCAGAGAGCCACAAGUUUGUGAGAUUAUACCCACUAGGCCAAUACGAUCUGCCGAUCACCCAGCACGUUAUUGAUUUCAUAUCGAAUGACAGUUCAGCCACAGUUGGGCCGAAGGAGUCGAAAGAAGGCUCGAAAAGCUUACGCAAGCGUGAUGCGGUUGACUUUACUCCUCCACAUCUAAUUACCGCCUUGAUCACGGAGGGAGGCGUUCUUACACCAAGUGCCGUCAGUGAAGAACUUAUUCAAAUUUGGUUUUGA
Molecule: messenger RNA, 1053 nt
Organism: Ophidiomyces ophidiicola
Lineage: Eukaryota; Fungi; Ascomycota; Eurotiomycetes; Onygenales; Onygenaceae
Gene: GCN3
Product: translation initiation factor eIF-2B subunit alpha
Exons: 2
Coding region: 1-1053 (350 amino acids)
Biological process (GO): translational initiation
Cellular component (GO): eukaryotic translation initiation factor 2B complex
Molecular function (GO): translation initiation factor activity; guanyl-nucleotide exchange factor activity
Source: RefSeq, a predicted model, not a curated record